Molecule: messenger RNA, 228 nt
Organism: Capronia epimyces CBS 606.96
Lineage: Eukaryota; Fungi; Ascomycota; Eurotiomycetes; Chaetothyriales; Herpotrichiellaceae
Exons: 2
Coding region: 1-228 (75 amino acids)
Source: RefSeq, a predicted model, not a curated record
AUGGACAAGCUCAAGGCUCUCUUCAAGCGGAAGAAGGAUAAGGGCACCGCCGGUACAAAGACAGACACCAACGGCACUGCUGCCGCCGUCCCCAAGCCCACGCCGACAGACACCGCAGCCGCCCCAUCCACGAGCGACCCCGCCGCCCCUCCAGCUGGCGCUGCUCCAGUCGAGACACCUGCGGCUGACAAGCCCGCUGAGCCUGCUCCGGCCGAACCCGCGAAGUAA